UCAAUGGCAGUUCCUCCGAGUUCCCAACCUCACGUAAUGGUGCUGCCCUUUCCGGCACAAGGCCACGUCAUGCCUCUCAUGGAGCUCUCCCACCGGCUCCUCGACCAUGGGGUCGAGGUUGACUUUGUGAAUACGGACAUCAACCACGACCGCGUCCUGAAGGCCAUGGCCGCGAAGACGGGAGCCGUCCCCGACGGCAUCCACAUGGUCUCGUUCCCGGACGGCAUGGGCCCCGACGGCGACCGCACCGACAUCCCCAUGCUGGCCAACGGCUUGCCGGCCGCCAUGCUCGGCCCCCUCGAGGAGAUGAUCAGAUCCAAGAAGAUCAAGUGGGUGAUCGCCGAUGUGUCCAUGAACUGGGUGCUGGAGCUGGCCGACACAGCGGGUGUCCACGUCGCCUUGUUCUCGACCUUCUCGGCCGCCGUCUUGGCGCUCCGGCUGCACGUUCCCAAGCUCAUCGAGGACGGCAUCCUCGACGAAUGUGGGACUGUGAUGAGGAACGAGACGAUCCAGCUGAGCCCCACGAUGCCACCCGUCCAGGCGACCGAGAACCCAUGGGCCAGACUGGGCAACUCGCCGGACAAAAUGAGGGUUUUCAUCAAGAACGUGCUCAAGUCCAACCCGGCGAUACGGCUGGCCACCACCGUCAUCUGCAACAGCUUCGAGGAGAUCGAGUCGGGGGCGCUAGAUCUUCUCCCGAACGCGCUGCCCGUCGGGCCCCUAGAAGCGCCGCCGGCGUCGAGUGCGUCGGCGGCUGGGCACUUCUGGCCCGAGGACGCGACCUGCCUCGCCUGGCUCGACGCGCAGACCAGUGGCUCGGUCAUCUAUGUCGCAUUCGGCAGCUUCACCGUGUUCGACGCGGCGCGUUUCGAGGAGCUCGCCGACGGGCUGGAGCUCACUGGCAGGCCCUUCCUGUGGGCUGUGCGGCCGAACUUCACCGACGGGGUGGUCGGGGAGGGCUGGCUCGACGCGUUCAAGCGCCGCGUCGAGAGGAAGGGGCUGGUCGUCGGCUGGGCGCCCCAGCAGCGCGUGCUCUCGCACCCGUCGAUCGCCUGCUUCCUCUCGCACUGCGGCUGGAACUCCACCAUGGAAGGGCUGCGGCACGGUGUGCCGUUCCUGUGCUGGCCCUACUUCGCCGACCAGUUCUGCAACCAGAGCUACGUCUGCAACGUGUGGGGCACCGGCGUCAAGCUCCUCGCUGACCAGCGAGGCGUCGUCACCAAGGAGGAGAUCAAUACUAAAGUAGCGCAGCUGCUGUGCGACGACAAGAUCAAGGCCAGCGUUGCCAUGUGGAAGGACGCUGCGUGCGCGAGCAUCGCGGAGGGAGGGUCCUCGCAUGUGAACCUGCUGAAGCUUGUCAACUUGCUAAGAGCACAAUAA
This is a messenger RNA of Lolium rigidum, 1380 nucleotides long. RefSeq names its product UDP-glycosyltransferase 83A1-like. The coding region runs from base 4 to 1380 and encodes 458 amino acids. The record is from RefSeq and is a predicted model, not a curated record. Lineage: Eukaryota; Viridiplantae; Streptophyta; Magnoliopsida; Poales; Poaceae. The transcript is spliced from 2 exons. Gene Ontology annotation, molecular function: UDP-glycosyltransferase activity.